Molecule: messenger RNA, 390 nt
Organism: Cylicocyclus nassatus
Lineage: Eukaryota; Metazoa; Nematoda; Chromadorea; Rhabditida; Strongylidae
Source: the annotation of a GenBank genome assembly
AUGCCGCCAACAGUGAUUAAAUCGAGCUGCAAAAUUAACUUUGCUAACUUUCCUUUCGAUUCCCAGCAAUGCUCGUUGAAGUUUGGAUCAUGGACGUAUUCAGGAUUAUAUCUUGACUUGCGGAAUGAUUCCGUUAUUUUAGGCACCUAUAAGCCUAAUGGAGAGUGGGAAAUACUAGACUUCACCUCAAAACGGUCUAUAUUUCAUUACGAAUGCUGCCCAGAACCGUAUUACGAUAUAACUUUUACCAUAACUAUGAGGAGACAAACACUCUAUUACGGAAUGAAUCUUGUUCUACCGAGCAUGUUAAUUUCUGCUCUUGCACUUUUUGGUUUCGCAUUACCGCCAGACUCCCGAGAAAGGCUCAGUCUAGGUGGGAAACUUAUCUGA